Exophiala bonariae is the source of this 1803-nucleotide messenger RNA. RefSeq lists its product as uncharacterized. The record is from RefSeq and is a predicted model, not a curated record. The transcript is spliced from 3 exons. The coding region runs from base 1 to 1803 and encodes 600 amino acids. Gene Ontology annotation, molecular function: acetylpyruvate hydrolase activity. NCBI's taxonomy places the organism in Eukaryota, Fungi, Ascomycota, Eurotiomycetes, Chaetothyriales, Herpotrichiellaceae.
AUGGGGAGCCACACUGUUGAGAAUGGCACAUCGUCACCGACCGGACUGACAAACUAUGCGGCGUACUUUCUACCAGGAACGCAGCAGUCCCGGAUCGGACAUCUAGAUCUGAACACCAACCAGAUCACUCCUCUAUCGUACGCUUCUGGAACACCUCUCAAGAACCUCUACGAAGUGAUUGAGAUUGGUGAAGACGCAAUCGUUCCCUCGGGCCAGCCUUUUCCUCGAUCUGACGUCAAGCUUUUGGCACCCAUUUCGGGGAGGGACAUUUUAGCAGUUGGCAAGAACUAUGCAGCUCACGCAAAAGAAUUCAAUGCGUCAGGGUAUGAUAGCUCGGAUAAAAUGGACAUGCCUACGCAUCCCGUUAUCUUCACCAAACGCUCGACUUCAAUCAUUGCUGAUGGCGAUGACAUCUUCCCACACCCAAGGUUUACCGAGACUGUUGACUAUGAAGGGGAGAUCGGUGUCAUCAUCAAAAAGCCUGGAUUUCAAGUACCUGAAGGAAAUGCCUGGGAUUACAUUUGGGGAUUCACCAUCAUCAAUGACAUGACUGCGAGAGAAAGGCAGAGGGAUCACAAGCAGUUCUACAUCGGAAAAUCGCCGGAUACUUUCUGCCCCAUGGGACCCAUUGCGGUUCCAAAAGAGCACCUCCCACGCACGCUGCGAGUUAUGACGUACGUCAAUGGGGAAAAGCGACAAGACGCGAAUACCGAAGAUCUCAUCUUUAGCCUUCCAACUCUUGUCGCAACACUUUCUGCUGGGGCGACAUUACAGGCCGGGGAUACCUUGGCGACAGGAACACCAGCUGGGGUCGGCUUUGGGUUUACCCCUAAAGUCUGGCUUCACCCAGGAGACGAGGUCAAGGUCUCUGUGACCGGUCUCGGAACAUUGACCAACAGGAUCGCAAGUAUGGAGUCGAAGAAUACUACCUUCCAGCAAAUCCUGGCAGCAUCUGCGAUACCUGUGGCCAAUGAAAAGGCUGUGAACGGCGCCGGGCUUACCUCGGUGGCAGAUAAACAAUUAUUCUACCAGAAGAAAGGGGCCGAGUCCGACUCACAACCUCUGUACUUCAUCCAUGGGCUCGGAGGCACGUCUGACUACUUCAGCCCUCUUUUCAGCACGCUCGGGGAGUCACGGGAGUUGCACAUGUCGGACUUUGAAGGCCAUGGCUUAUCACCGAGCAAGGCUACAAGCAUACUCAGUAUAUCAUCCUUGGCCGCGGAUGCCCACUCACUCUGCCAGCAAGCAGGAAUCAACCCUGCCUCAGGAUUGAUUCUAAUUGCUCAUUCGAUGGGUUGUUUGGUGGCCAUCAAAUUUGCUCUCGAUCAUCCCGAGCUUGUGAAGAAUCUGGUGCUCAUGGGCCCUCCACCAUCACCAUUGCCUCAAGCAGGAGCCGACGCCUCUGUUGCACGAGCAGCUGCCGUCCGACAAAAGGGCAUGCUUGGGGUUGUGGAUGCAGUGGUGGCGGCUGGGACGUCUGAACACAGUAAGAAAGCCAAUCCACUGGCAAUUGCUGCAACUCGAGUGUCACUAUUGAGUCAAGACGCCGAAGGAUAUGCAAAAGCAUGUAUGGCUCUUGCCAACUCCAGCGCCACCACCUUGGACAUUUCAUCGCUAACAUGCCGCACACUCAUCAUCACGGGCUCGGAAGACAAGGUCUCACCGCCUGACCUUUGCAAGAGUAUGCAAAGCAAGAUCAAAACGUGUGAGGAUGUCGUUGUUCUGCAGGACGUUGGUCAUUGGCAUUUAUUUGAGGACACUGAGAGGGUCUGUUCAGAAAUAGCCAAGUUUGUGCUUGCAUAG